AUGACGGGCGCGCGUGCCGGCUGUGUCGGCUGCCUGUUGCCGGCGUCCCCUGUGAGGACGUCGCGCGGCAGGCCUGGGAGACAGAGCGCCCGGCGGGCCCACGCGGUCUUCUCGAGGCGGAGUGCCACUGGCUCGGGGACCGCCGCGCCAGGCGACCCCGAGCCGCCCGCGAGCGAGGCAGUUGCACCACUGACGAGAGCCGUCCGGGAGCUGGCCUCGGGCUUGCUCAGCGCCGCCGACUCCGGCCGGCGAGCGCAACAUGCUGCGAACUUCCUCGCCACGUCGUUCGAGGCCAUCCUGACCGAAGACGCGAACAGGGCCAUCGAGGGGUGGAAGCGCAUCGCCGCGCUCUCGGCGGAGGAGAGGCAGCUGAUGGCGCAGUACCUGUCGGCGAAGGACCUGGGCGUGCUCUGGCGGCUCGCGGGGGAGUUGCGUGACGCCCCCCCCUCGGAGCAGAUCGCCGUGCUGGGCACGUGGGGUGGCGUCGGCGACGACCUUCCCUGGACAGAAGACGACGGAAUCGUGCUCUGGGAGUGCCUGGCCGGCUCCCCUACGCCCCUGGCGCUCAUGCCGGCGCGUGGCCGCUUCCAGGUGGCGAUGUUCAGCAGCCCGCAGAGCGGACAGUCCUUCGGGCGAAUUGCGACGAGGUUCGGGGCCGUGGGGGACGCAUGCCUGCCCGCGUACUUCUCCGUAGACCUCGAGCCGGCGGCCAACCCGGUCAGCGGCGCGCUGGCGGAAGCAAGACUCGACGUCGAACCGGUGCCGGGGCACGGCGCGAUGUCGGCCGAGGACCUCCCACAGAUGGUGCGUGGGCGGUGGCCGGGUCCGCCGUCACACCCCCCCCCGCUGUUCGGCGGCUGCGCCGGGUUCGUCAGGCCGCUCGGACCGGGCGUGUGGAUCGUGCAGUGGUGGAAGAACGUCCCCGGAGAGCUCGCUUGGGAUCACGAAGGGGCCCGGGGAUCGCCACGAGUUGCGAUGCACGCGCUCAUGGUGCGGGGACGCGUGGUGGGGGGGAGCACGGGGGUCGGGGAGGGGGAGGCGGCGCUCGAGGCGGUGUGCUCGCGCACGUGGGUCGGAGAGCUGCUUGGCCGGUAG
This is a messenger RNA of Pedinophyceae sp. YPF-701, 1095 nucleotides long. NCBI's taxonomy places the organism in Eukaryota, Viridiplantae, Chlorophyta, Pedinophyceae. The record is from the annotation of a GenBank genome assembly.